AUGAAUGCCUUCGGAGGGCGAUCGCGGUCCUCAGCAGGAUGGUUCUUCGCCGGCCUCGACUCUUCAUUCCCCGAUCUUGGGAUCGAUGAAGGCAACCUAUCAGAUCUGCGUUUUUGUGGUACAGAUCUAAAAUCCGGUUGCAAGGUGUUCCAAGUGCGGAAGUCGGAUCCUCCGCGCAGUACAGAGGUACUCUUGGCCCCUGAUGUUCUCAACUACGCUGAGCUUGAGGGUGAUCUGAAAGAUCAAGUACUUGUUUUCAAGUUCAAGGGCAAAUUUCACGCCGUCGACCAUAAAUGCCCACAUUCUUCGUAUCCGCUUUCACAUGGGACACCGUUUGACAUUGAAGAUUUCGGGAUCGUCUUGAGCGCAGGUUUGACAUGUCCCAAGCAUGGCUGGUCGUUUGAUCUGCAUUCUGGAAUGGCAGACCGCGCGCGAUAUAAGCUGGGUAUCUGGGAGGUUCAGUUGCGUGACACCGCAUCAAUAGGUGCAAUACCGAUAGGAGAGGAUGUUCCAGGGCGAGGCGCCAACCUUCUAGCAGACCUUCGCUCGGUCUAUGAUUUCCCUGAAUAUAUUGAUACAAACCCUGUUGCGUGGUUGAAAUCGAGCUUGACCAGCGAUCAUCAGUCCUAUUUCUCCGUGGGUGACGAUGUCAUUGAGCGUCAGAGAAACCAAGCCAUCAUCACUGGCGGUGGAGGUUCUAUGGGCCUAGAAGUUGCUCGCUCUGUACUGGAGAGUGGCGGCGAUGUUAUAUGCAUUGACCGACAAGAGAACCCUCUAGAAGAGCCCUGGAAUCGUGUGCUGAACGUGUCCAAGAGUCAUGGAACACAAGCAUGGUACUAUAGGUGCGAUACCACGAACGCAGAAAACGUCAAAUUUGUCUUCGCGGAGUCCAUGAAGAAGUCACGGUUCCCUUUAAGAGGCUUGGUCGCCUGUGCAGGAAUUUCAGGUGACGCGCCAUCCAUCGACUUUCCGAUCGACACGGCGAGAAGUAUCAUAGACGUCAACGUUAUUGGAACACUCGUCUGCGCACAAGCUGCAGCCCAGGAGAUUCAGAGGCAAGGAUCGGCUGGAAGUAUUGUCCUCAUUGCGAGUAUGAGUGCUCACGGGAGCAACAAGGGUGUUGAUACCGUGGCAUACAAUCCCUCAAAAUCGGCAGUUGUUCAGAUGGCUCGUUCUCUUGCUGCUGAAUGGGGCAGCCGCGCAGAUAUACCACUCAUUCGGGUGAACUCGAUCUCGCCUGGGUACAUCCGUACAUGUAUGACGGAAGAACCACUCAGCAAUCCUGAUAUGGAGAGAGAAUGGACCAACGGCAAUAUGUUGAUGAGAUUGAGUGAGGCGCAUGAGUACAGAGGUCCAAUUACCUUUCUGCUUAGCGAUGCCAGCAGUUUCAUGACCGGUUCUGAUGUCCGUGUAGAUGGGGGCCACACAGCGUGGUAG
Molecule: messenger RNA, 1437 nt
Organism: Colletotrichum paranaense
Lineage: Eukaryota; Fungi; Ascomycota; Sordariomycetes; Glomerellales; Glomerellaceae
Product: Rieske domain-containing protein
Exons: 6
Coding region: 1-1437 (478 amino acids)
Cellular component (GO): intracellular anatomical structure
Molecular function (GO): oxidoreductase activity, acting on NAD(P)H, oxygen as acceptor; 2 iron, 2 sulfur cluster binding
Source: RefSeq, a predicted model, not a curated record